CCGCGCUGCUUCCCUAUACUAAUAACCUCCAAAGCCUUCUAUUUGCACAAUUCGAUGUAAUGACACUCAUAAACAUUAAAUUCCACUAUUUAUCAAUCCUUUAAAAAAUGGAUUCAAAAGUGGACGCUGUUAAACCCCCAAGAAUCUGCCGACUGUGUCUAAAAACAGGGCCCAGUUAUCGUUCGCUCUUCGCUGAGAAGAAUAAAAUAGCCGACAAAGUCAGCAAGUGUUUACCAAUUCUGGUGAACCCAAACGACGAGUUACCGAGCCACAUAUGCCCGCUAUGCCUGCGCUCCCUGAACAUCAGCUACAAGCUGCUGAUCCAAGCGAUAGAGACAGAUGGAAAGCUCCGAAAGCAGCUCUUAGAGUCUCAAGCAGAGAGGCUCCUGCAGGAGCCAGGAACGGUGUUCAGGCCCCCAGGAUCCCAGGAGAAUGACGCAGACAACCCAGGCAUAUGUGGAAUCUGCGAGAUUCGUUUUGAGGACGCAGCUGCCUUCGACAGCCACAUGGAGAUGUUCCACCACUCGAAGUGGGUCUGCAACCUCUGCCAAAGUGACUUUGAGACCUCCGAGGAGCUCCUCCAGCACAAGCACAAGAGUCAUUACGAUAACGUCGAGGGGACUGGGCUGCCAGAGGGCUGCAUUGACACUGGGACGAUAGACAUAAAGGAGGAGAAGAUUUCCUCGGCCUCUGAGCACUCUGACGCUGAGCCCUCGACCCCUCAGGAGUCUGAGGUCCGCAGGAGAAUCUCCAGGGCAUCCAGAAAACGAAAGGAGGAAAAAACGAAGGAGGGAGAGACGAAGGAGACACCAGAGCCCAAGAGGGAGUGCAGAACCAGGGAUGAUUGCAAGGUCUGUGGCAUCACCCUGGAGAGGGUGACGUCCCUCACUGAACACAUGAAGAUCCACGAACCUUACGACGUGGAGUGCCCCGAGUGCCAGGCGAAAUUCACGACUGCUUACGAUUUUUGUUUGCACAAACGAGAUUUUCAUAAGAGCCAUCCUGAGAGGCCCAUCAAGUUCUUCUGCAGACUUUGCAACAGGAUGAUGUGGGAACUGAGGGCUCUGAAGGUACAUGAAAAUUGCAAGAAGCCCAGGCACACCUGCAAGUACUGCCAGGAGAACUUUUGCGUGAAGAAACUACUGAGGCUGCAUCAGAAUAAGGAGCAUCGCCAGGAGAUGAUGGAGGAUGCCAGUGUGGAGAAGAUGAGCUGUGAGUACUGCAUGAAAGUGUUUGUCGACAAGAAGAUUUUCUACGAUCAUGUGUAUCUCCACAGUAGAUCAUUGGUUUACCGAUACCAAUGUAAAUUCUGUGAGAAAGACUUUGGCAGUUCGUCGUCAAUGAAAAAUCACGUUGAGUCGAUUCACGAUAAAAUCCAGAAAUACGAAUGUCGGACUUGCAAGAAGAAAUUCUGCAACAAGAAGAAUUUGCAAACGCACGAGAGGAUCCACUUAAAACUUCACUGCAAGCGCUGCAAAAAGAAAUUCGAAACUGUUGAACUUGUUAAUCAACACAUGAAGGAUGUUCAUGAUGUACCAUUGAAGGUAAAACGAUUGUACACGUGCCCACAUUGCGACAGAAAAUUCACCAGGCGGAGUGUAAUGGAGGACCACAAGAAUACUCACAGUGGGAAGACACCACAGACUUGUCCAAUUUGCAACAAAAAAUUCAGGACGUAUGCAGCACGUUGGGCGCAUUUUCAGAGACAUGGAUCAGACGGAUUUUUCUGUGAUUACUGCCAAAAGAAGUUCAUCAACAAGAGACAUUUGAAGACGCACAUAAUGGGCCACCGCCCCCCUGAGGAGUGGAAGUACAUUUGCGAAGUGUGUGGAGCUCGUUUUCCCCAGAUAUUUCGACUCACAAACCACAAGAGAAAACACACUGGAGAGAAGAAAUACUUGUGCGACGUUUGUGGCUCGAAAUUCGUGCAGAAGUCCCACCUCGAUAAGCACAUUAGGAAUAUGCAUAUUACCCAGGAACCUCAGCCAUGAGUGGGCGUUAAUAAUUGUAUAAUUUUUCAUGACGACGUGAAAUGGCUCUGGACCUAAGUCGAUUUUCCUUUGUUCUACCCAUUCAUUAAUAGAAAUUAAUUUUUCACUCAAAUCAAUGUUACAAAACAAUUUGCUUUUAAUGAAUCAAUUGAAUUUAAUUGUAUUCUGUGUCUGCAAAAAAUUGAAGACAGUUUUUUAUCGUUGGGAGUUGACGGAAAUUAUGACGCGAAUUCAUAAAUUAUGAGGUAAUUAAUUUUUAGCAUUGAUGCCUCUGUUGUAUUGUUAAUAAUUCCAAUGCUGAGAAUGUGUGAAUAAGGAAAUAAAACAUGGA
Molecule: messenger RNA, 2322 nt
Organism: Diachasma alloeum
Lineage: Eukaryota; Metazoa; Arthropoda; Insecta; Hymenoptera; Braconidae
Product: zinc finger protein 658B
Exons: 7
Coding region: 108-1991 (627 amino acids)
Cellular component (GO): nucleus
Molecular function (GO): zinc ion binding
Source: RefSeq, a predicted model, not a curated record